This is a messenger RNA of Trifolium pratense (red clover), 4021 nucleotides long. RefSeq names its product probable LRR receptor-like serine/threonine-protein kinase At3g47570. Gene Ontology annotation, molecular function: protein binding; ATP binding; protein kinase activity. The record is from RefSeq and is a predicted model, not a curated record. Bases 778 to 3843 code for a protein of 1021 amino acids. The transcript has 2 exons. Lineage: Eukaryota; Viridiplantae; Streptophyta; Magnoliopsida; Fabales; Fabaceae. Gene Ontology annotation, biological process: protein phosphorylation.
GGUUUUGUAGGGUUGAGUUAGGCCCAAUACUCAAUUAUAAGAUGGCACAGCCUCUCCACGAUCCGUUGGGCCACCUGUUAUCAGGUUUUCUCAAUCGGGUCACUCACCGUUUAUAUCCACGCACCAAGCCCAAUAGUGCUAGGCGUGAGGUGGUGUGUUAAGAGUCUCACAUCGGUUGAGAGAUGACCUGACUAAGUGUUUAUAUACUAGAGGCAAUCCUCACCUUACAAGUCAGUUUUGUAGGGUUGAGUUAAGCCCAAUACUCAAUUCUAAGAAUCCAACCAACGAAACUCCACUUCAUACGAUUAUAUACCACUCAAUUUCAUCUCAUUCCUCGAUCCAAACAAGCUGUAAGGAAAUUGGUUGAAAUUAACAAACAUAUUCUAUUCAUAUUCCACCAUGUAAGUGAUGUAUCGAAAAGCUCGUGGCUUGACUUUAAUAUUUCCGUAACAUGGCAAGUUACGUAUCACGCAGGGCAUGACUAUAAUGACUAUAUUAGUCAUUGUGUAGCAACAUCAUCCACCUGCUCCACUAGCUAGCAUCACAAAAUCUCAUAGAAACUGUUGUUAAGUUGAAAUACUACAAGCAAAUGACAUUUGUGAACAGAACAAACAUUGACUUUACAUAAGAAUUAAAGCAUAAUUAAAUGAUUUGGUCAUUGCAUGCAGUUGUUAGUUGUUACUAAUACUAUAUAUGUUGCCAUAAGAAAGGCAAUUACAUGUAGCCAUAAGAAAACCAACAAUCAAAUAUAUAUACUUCUUGUUCCAAGAUAAAGAAAUGAAGCCUUUUUCUUUCUCGUUGUCUAUAUUUUUGCAUACAAACCUUCAUAUGCAUAUUUUCUUUGUUUUAAGCAUAAUCUGGUUUGGCUCAAAUAAAACUAUGGGCUUAGCAUUCGGAAAUCAAACUGACCAUUUGGCAUUGCUCAAAUUCAAAGAAUCAAUAUCCAAUGAUCCAAAUGGAGUCUUAGAUUCUUGGAAUAGUUCUAUCCACUUUUGCAACUGGCAUGGAAUCACAUGCAGCCUCAAACACCAAAGAGUAACAGAGAUGAACAUAUCGGGACACCACUUGCGUGGAUCCUUAUCUCCUUAUGUUGGCAAUCUCUCUUUUCUGAGAAGUCUCAAUCUCGGAAACAACCACUUCUUUGAAAAAAUUCCGCAAGGUUUGGGACGAUUGUUUCGAUUGCAACAACUCUCUCUUCCCAAUAACUCCUUCAUAGGAGAAAUUCCUACAAACCUAACAAAUUUAUAUAAUCUCAAAAGCUUAGACUUAGGUGGAAAUCAUCUGAUUGGUAAAAUACCAAUUGAAAUUGGCUCUCUUUGGAAGCUUCAGACAUUAAAGAUUGUGGAAAACAAUUUAACCGGAGAAGUCCCACCAUUCCUAGGUAACCUUUCAUCCUUGACAACUUUAUAUGUAGGUUAUAACAACUUAGAGGGAGUUAUUCCACACGAAGUAUGUCGUCUCAAAAACUUGACCAAAUUAUCAGUGGUGGCCAACAAAUUGUCUGGUACACUCUCUUCUUGUGUUUAUAAUAUUUCAUUUCUUACUAUAAUCUCGGCUGCAAUGAAUAACUUUAAUGGCUCUCUUAGGUCCAACAUGUUUCACACCCUCCCUAGCCUCCAAUAUUUUGCAAUUAGCAUGAAUCAAAUUUCAGGUUUAAUACCUACUUCAGUUGCAAAUGCUUCUACCUUGACACUUUUUGAUAUCAGUCGAAAUCAUUUUUUUGGACCAGUUCCAAGUCUAGGUAAGCUACAAAAUCUUUAUUGGCUAGAUUUGUACCUCAACAAUCUAGGUGACAAUUCAUCUAAGGAUUUGGAGUUCUUAAAACCACUCACAAAUUUUAGUAAAUUGUCUACACUUGGUAUAUCCUUUAAUAAUUUUGGAGGUAGUUUGCCAACUUACAUAGGUAACUUAACCACCCAACUUAAUCGACUGUAUCUUGGGGGUAAUCAAAUAUUUGGGCAAAUUCCUUUAGAAAUAGGAAAUUUAAUUAAUUUAAUUCUCUUGACCAUGGAAAGUAACCAUUUUGAAGGGAAAAUUCCUUCUACUAUUGGAAAGUUACAAAAGAUACAAGUGUUAGAUUUGCGUGGAAACAGGUUGUCAGGAGAAAUUCCAGCUUCCAUAGGUAACCUUAGUCAAAUUUAUCAUUUGGGUUUAGGGAAAAAUAUGUUAGAAGGAAAUAUUCCUUCAAAUAUAGGAAAGUGUAAAAACUUACAAAUGUUAUACCUUUCGGAAAACAACCUUACAGGAGUGAUACCCUCAGAGGUUUUCAGUCUUUCAUCUUUAACAACAGGACUAUUCUUAUCACAAAACUUGUUGAGUGGCAAACUACCUGAUGAAGUCGGUCAUUUACAGAAUAUUGGGCAGAUUGAUGUCUCUGAAAAUCAUCUAAUUGGCGAAAUUCCUGGUACCUUGGGUGAAUGCAUAAGCUUAGAAUACACUCUUUUGAUGGGGAACUCGUUCAAUGGAAGCAUACCCUCUUCUUUCGCAUCUCUCAAAGGUCUUCGAUACUUAGACCUUUCAAGAAAUCGAUUGUCAGGAUCAAUUCCAAAAUUUCUGCAAAAUAUUUCUUUCUUAGAAUACUUCAAUGUGUCUUUCAACAUGUUGGAAGGAGAGGUACCAAGUGGAGGUGUCUUUCGAAAUUCAAGUGCAUUAGGAGUGACUCGUAACAAAAAUCUUUGUGGAGGAAUUUUGGAGUUGCAUCUACCGCCAUGCCAUACUAAACACAAUAGCUUCAAGAAGAUAGUUGUGAUAGUUAGCGGGAUUUCUUUUCUUCUCAUUAUGAUAUUUAUUAUAACAAUCUAUUGGAUGAGGAGAAUAGACAAAACACAAAAUUUUGAUUCACAAAUAAAUGACCAAAUGGUUCCGAUUUCAUACAAAAACCUGCACAAUGCAACCAAUGGAUUUUCAACAAGUAACUUGAUAGGAUUAGGAAAUUUUGGUUCUGUCUACAAAGGAAAGCUCGAGUCGGUUGAUGGAUUUGUUGCCAUAAAAGUCCUAAACCUUAAUAAAACGGGAGCCCAGAAGAGUUUCAUUGCUGAAUGUACUGCACUAAAAAAUAUUAGACACCGAAAUCUGGUUAAAAUUUUGACAUGUUGUUCCAGCAUAGAUUACAAAGGCAAUGAGUUUAAAGCUCUCAUAUUUGAGUACAUGAGUAAUGGAAACUUAGAAAGUUGGUUGCAUCCGACAACAGAAAUUCCGGAUCAACCAAAAUCACUGACUCUUGAGCAAAGGUUAAAUAUUAUUAUUGAUGUUGCGUCUGCAUUUUGUUAUCUUCACUACGAAUGCGAGCAACCUGUUGUCCAUUGUGAUUUAAAGCCUGCAAAUGUUCUUCUCAAUGACUCUCUGCUAGCUCAAGUGAGUGAUUUUGGCUUAGCAAGGUUGCUCCCAAGCGUUGGAAUCUCUCUAAUGCAAAGUAGCACAAUUGGAAUAAAGGGGACAAUUGGCUAUGCACCCCUAGAGUAUGGAAUGGGAUCUGAGGUGUCAAUUGAAGGUGAUAUGUAUAGCUUUGGAAUACUGAUAUUAGAAAUGUUAACUGGAAGAAGACCAACAGAUGAAAUGUUCAAAGACGAUCAUAAUAUCCAUAAUUAUGUGAAACAUUCAAUUCCAAAUCACCUUUUCCAUAUUGUGGACCAGUCUAUUCUAGAUCUCCCCAUUGAAUUAGACCACAAUACUGACAAUGGGAACCUUGGUGGUAUACAUCCUAAUUUAGAGAAAUGUUUACUUGCAAUUUUUAGUAUUGCACUUUCUUGUUCAGUGGAAUCACCAAAAGAAAGAAUGAAUAUGGUUGAUGUUAUAAGGGAGCUCAAUAUCAUUAAAAGUUUCUUUCCUACGGAGGCUCAAUAAAGAAGAAUUGCAUUACGACCACAAAACACACAAUGCUUGGGAGUUAGCUGAGGGGUGGUUUGUUGGAUGCGCACACACUAGUUUUGAUUUAUGUUUGUUAUCCGAUGUAUUAAUACCUAUCUGAUUAUGUGACAUCAUGUACGUUGGGUUAUACUUUCUACAUGGAAUUUUUUUCGAA